UUCACCGGACUAGCUUUCAGUGUUGAGGAAUAGGGUGUAGGGAGAUAGACGCGUUUCUUUAUAGAGCCACAACCUAUUGAUGUUUUUCUCUUGAAUCGCGACGAGAGGUUUUCUCUGCGCAUGCUUUACAUUUGGAUUAUUUUCAGUAGUUGAAAACUACGUUGAUAACGGUCAAGUUCAGGGAAUUCAAUAACACGGAUUCAUUUUUGGGACAGAUUCAUUUUUCUAACUUCUGGAUGUUAACAUGCCGCGUAGCCUACAUUUGGAGUGGACGGGCUUAGUGACAUUAAACAAUAUUAAAUCCCAGAAGAGUAAAGUCAGCGUCUAGCCUAUUCCUGAUGUAUGUGGUUACUUGGACACCUGAACUUGGAAUUUUGGAAUAACGGUUUCUAAUUACCCGGAAUAUUUUUCUGGAAUUGCUGACUCCUUCAAUGGGUGCCUGGUUUGGAUAGUUUCCGACAUCGUUGGUGAGUUUCCCUGUCUGCGUUUUCUUGCAGCUGUCAGGAUGAUAGGUUGGUGAAAGUGGAGUUUGGAAUUAGUUUGUGUUCCACUGCUACAAGUAAAGAGCCAUGCUUUGAAAGACAAGUGUUCGCCUCAUUCUUGAACUCAUGUAAUGCACUCAACAUUUUAUUGAUUGAAACAAAUGCACUAAAGACGCACAGAGGUCCCAUGUCCAUUAUUGGAUAUUCUUCUCUGUCGGGUUGUUUAUUGUAGUUGAUAGUUUGCCAUAAUGCGAGGAACGCUGGUCCAGGGGCUUUUCCUGCUCUGUGUACUAGCGUUGGCAGAACACGCAGACAAACAGACGCACCUUCGACGGAUGCCGUUACGCCGACAUACCGGACUCAUCUCCGGGCGUCUGCAACCGGGUGCAGCCGACAGAAAGCGCACCGUCGGAGGGGAAGGAACCCACCCAGGAGCUGGCUCGGACAUGGUACCCUCCAGGCUCACUGCCAGGUGGGGGGUGGACACACAGAACGACCAGGGCUCUGUUUUUCGGGCCAGUGCAGGGGCUGGGCCGAGGAGGAGAGGCGGAGCGCUGGCAGGGGCAGCAGGGAGGAGAGUAACCGGGUGGAGAAUUCCCCUCCAGCCAGGCAUGCUUCGGGAUGAAGGCAUUCCCGGGGCGAGGGCCAGACAAACCCGCAUGCCGAGCAAUGCAGGCUCGCCAAACCUCCUGGCGAGCUUCGCGGGAAAAAACCGCGUACUGGUGAUUUCUGCCCCGCACGACUCGGAUGGUUACUACCGGCUUAUGAUGACCCUGCUGAAGCCGGACGUGUAUUGUGAGCUGGCGGAGCGGCACGUGCAGCAGAUCGUGAUAUUCCACCAGGAGGGAGAAAUGGGCGGUAAGGUGAGGCGGAUAACCAACGAGGGGAAAGUGAUGGAGGAACCUUUGGACACCGCGCUAAUCCCCCGCCUCAUGACCUUCCUCAAACUGGAGAAAGGGAAGUUUGGCAUGGUGCUCCUGAGGAAAACCUUGCAAGUGGAAGAAAGGUACCCAUAUCCAGUGAGGUUGGAGGCCAUGUAUGAGGUCAUCGACCAGGCACCAAUAAGGAAGCUGGAGAAAAUCAGGCAGAAGGGAUUCGUCCAGAAGUGCAAAGGGGCGGGAGUAGAGGGUCAGGUGGAGGAGAAGGGCAGAGACUCUGGCAUGGUAGUUGAAGCAGGUGGACAGAUUGAUCCGCCACCUGAAAGGAAACCCACCGUGAGGAAGCCACCAAGGAGACCUACCAUCACUGCUGCCACGACAACAACGAAAGCGACGACCACGACAAAAGCCACAACGACCACAACAAAACCCACAACGACCACGACAAAACCCACAACGACCACGACAAAAGCCACAACGACCACGACAAAAGCCACAACGACCACGACAAAAGCCACAACGACCACGACAAAACGUCCUACGACCACACGACAGACCUCCACCACUACCACCAGAACCCAGAGGCCCACAAAAGCCCAGACCACCCCACACUGGCUGCCUGCUUCUCGGACCACACCUGACCCCUACAGCCGCCGGGAGAGGGAGAGGUACCUGCCCAAGACCACCCCAUCUGGGGAGAACCGUACGGACAAAGAGGGCAUGGACCAUAGUGGCCGAGUGCUGUCCGGAGUAGCACCCACGCAGAACAAGCCCACCAAGGGCAAACCUACCAAGAGGAAGAAUGGAAAGGUGUCGAACAACGAGUAUGAGGAGAAGUAUGAGGAGAGCCAGCCCACUGCCAGCGACCCAGAGUCAAAGACGGAGGUCAACACAGAGGUCGUCCCAGCCAAGAGGGGCAAGGGAAAACAUGACAGCACCGACAAGAAGAAGAAAAAGAACGGCAGAGUGGACAAGGCCACUAAGAAGGAGAAGGCAGAGAGGAAGGGGUCAAAGGUCGGGAAGGAGGGCAAAAACAACGGAAAGAAGAACGCUAAGAAGGUGUCGAAGAAUGAGGAGAAAGAGGAGUAUCAUAAACCCACCAAGAGGCCUCUGUCUCCCAGGGGAUCCUUGGCUUCCUUCCUGGACUACUUUGAGAACCGGAGACGGCUGGUGAUCAUCACGGCUCCCAGCGAGGAGAGCAAUAUGUACACACAGCAGAGAGACGAGUACCUGGAGACAGUGUGUGAGAUGGCCAUUAGGAAGGUCUCCAUCAUUACCAUCUUCGGCCCUCUCACCAACUCCACCAUGAAGAUAGACCACUACCAGCUGGAGAACGACAAACCAAUGAAGGGUCUUCGACAGGAAGACUUAGAGAAUAAGGAUCUGAUAACAGAGCUGAGGAAGGAGUUCAGUAUGACCACCAACGACUUCUACAUGGUCCUCACCGACACUGACAUAAGAGCCAAGCAAUCCUAUGAGGUCCCCAUCGCCAUGAAGGCUGUGUUUGAUUACAUGGACACUUUCUCUUCACGCAUCCCAGAGAUGGAGAAACAGAGGAGGGAUGGAGUGGUCUGCAAGAAGGAGGACAAACCCAGAUCCCUGGAGAACUUCCUAUCUAGGUUCCGUUGGAGGCGUCGCCUGUUUGUAAUCUCCGCCCCCAAUGAUGAAGAAUGGGCCUAUCAACAGCAGCUGUAUGCUCUAACAAGUCAAGCCUGUAACCUGGGACUGAGACACAUCUCCAUCCUGAAACUAGUUGGCACAGAGGCCGUGGACCAGGGAGGAGUCCUGGAGCUCUAUCCAAUCAACGGAAGCGCCACAGUGGAGCGCGAGGGCCUUUCGGCCUCCCUGGUAAAAGACAUCCGCAACUACUUCCAGAUCAGCCCUGAGUACUUCUCCAUGCUGCUGGUGGGCAAGGAUGGCAAUGUCAAGUCGUGGUACCCAAGCCCCAUGUGGUCCAUGGCCAAUAUCUACGACCUGGUGGACUCCAUGCAGCUCCGCAGGCAGGAGAUGGCCAUCCAGCAGUCGCUGGGCAUGCGCUGCCCAGAGGACGAGUACGGGGGCUACGGCUACCACCAUCAGCAUGGCUAUGACGGUUACCAGGACGGCUACCACCAGGGAUAUGGUUACUAAGGGGCCGGGGUGGGGGGUCAGCGGUGAUACUGGUCGCCGUGUCACUCUUAGGCUGUGUCUGUAGAUGUUUUCUGAUGGUCAAACGGAGGUGAAGUCAUGGCGUUUCUACGUAGUUCCCCCGGGGGGGGUCUGGACCAGGUUCCCGCCAUGUGGUUUCAGCCGUGACAUUGGUUUCAGAUCUACAAGUUAGCGUUACGUUUUCUGCACUUCUGCACUCGCAUUUAGCCUGUGAAUGUGCUGUUUCGUGCAGUUCAUAAGUAUGUAUGGAUACAGGACAGGAGUAGGUUUCUACUUUGAGUAUGUUUGUGGGGGACAGGGUCAAGCGUUUAACCAGUGUCUUGCCUCGUGAUUGGAUUGGUGGAUUGUGUGAUUGGAUUGGUAGAUUUUGUUUUCAGGAAGUUUACACAAAGGGUUAGGGGGUCAUGGGUUAGUUCUUUCCUCCCUUGUUUAAAACUAGGUUGACAAAAAAUGUGGUUAGAGAUCAUCAAUCUUUCUCCAACCAGUCUUUAUAUAUCAGUCUUGAUGUUUUGUAUUAAGAAUUACUAUCAAAUCUUUUUUUAAAUGUCACUUUUUUUCUACUUCAGUUCAAUUUCUGACCAAAUGUAAAUGUUCACAGUCUGGGCCUUAUUGUAGAUAAACCGUGAAGACAAACCAACCUUUUUGUAUUUAUUGGAAGUCUGUUUAAACUUGAGGCUAACAAUAUCAGAGCUAUUAACUGUUUGCUUCAAAUUCAUUUUGUACUUUACUUGGCUUUUGUAAAGUUUCCUGUUGCUAAAUAUUGUUCUUAUUUAUACUCCAUUGUGCUAUAUGAAAAAUAAAACUUACCUACCAAUA
Molecule: messenger RNA, 4324 nt
Organism: Esox lucius (northern pike)
Lineage: Eukaryota; Metazoa; Chordata; Actinopteri; Esociformes; Esocidae
Gene: ccdc80
Product: coiled-coil domain containing 80
Exons: 9
Coding region: 731-3490 (919 amino acids)
Source: RefSeq, a predicted model, not a curated record